Messenger RNA from Exserohilum turcica Et28A, 903 nucleotides. RefSeq lists its product as uncharacterized. The annotation marks the transcript as partial. The transcript has 2 exons. The record is from RefSeq and is a predicted model, not a curated record. NCBI's taxonomy places the organism in Eukaryota, Fungi, Ascomycota, Dothideomycetes, Pleosporales, Pleosporaceae.
AUGGGCACGCUGACUGCAGACUGCCCCCGACUCGACACACAUUGCCCGCACAAGCUUGCCACGAGCUGCCGCCUGACCUCAACGCCGAAUUGCUGUGCUUGCGCCGACGAGAGAGCCCAUUCGCGAACAUAUCGCGUGUACAUUGACGGAGUUGGUUUUGUGAAUCGCGGGACAAGAUGGCAAGGCUACUGCUGGUUCUGUAAAGAGUUCUGGAGUAAUCGCCUUGCUGCCACCGACCCGCCGCUUGAGAUCUCGCAAACGCGCAUACCCGAGAUACCAGAUCAGACUGAGUUUCUAGAGCGAUGGUGGGAGUUCCACCAGGGAUACCGCAUUGCGAAGCUUCCUGAUGGCACAGAGCAACGCAUCGCUGUGAUAGGGGAACCGUUCAAGGAAGUCAGCCCUGGCUUCUUGCCACGGACGCUGGACCAGCUGCGGUCUGGUGUGGAAAAUGAUGCUUCAAGACCGGAGAAUAGGUUUGGAAGGAGAAGGUUGACAUCAGAGGAAGAGCGGCCAGAGCAGCCACACCAGAGCAUUGAGGAUGCGUUGGAUGAUCUUCUUCAAGAGGCGGAAGAGAUUGCGAACACAGAGCCAGUGGUACCUACAGAGCCGGCAUCGCUGGCUACCCCUCAGAUGCAGCAGGAUCCUUCAGAGCCGCCUCGGCCCAUGACAAGACGAGAGGCACAGCUGCAGCGUGCACGAGAGCGCUUUGUUCGCGUUUUCGGCUCGCGCGAGGAAUUGGAGCAGGACGAUUACGAGUCGCCACUUACGCAAAUGUACACGCGAGCAUACGACCGCCACCGCCAAGCCGAGCAGCGAAGAGCAGAAGGAACAGACAUCGCGCCUCGGCUCGAUGCCUUAUCAGCGCAAGAUCGCCGAGAGAUCGAGGAGCAACUGCUCUGGGGC